UCAGUUUCCUCUGGCGCGUCUGGAAUGAAAGCUCCCCAUUCAUUCCGCGAGCGGCAGCAGGGCAGGGCGGACGGCGGCGCCUUGCUGACUAGGACCACGCGGCCACUCCUCCGGGAGGGAAAGGCGGCGGCGAGUAGGCAAGCGCCUUGCCAGCGCCGAUCCCCCCGCCAGCCCUUGCCACCAUCCACCGGAGCUGCGAUCGAGGGGGUGGUGAGGAGGGGAGAGUAGGACGGGAGAAGCCCGGCGCCUUCUAUCGUCCCGGAGGAGUGCGAGGGGAAAGAUGGGUCUCCGGCGAGACGGGCAGGCUGCGCCGCUGCGCCUCUGAGGCGGCUGCUGCUGCUGCAGCAGCGAGACAAGCCGGCUCGCCAUUGUUAGCAGCAGUUUUGGGACGCCCGGCGCUGAAAGCCCACCUUCCGGAUCCCUCUGCAGGCAGAGCGAGCGAGCGAGCGAGGCUCCCCUCCGGGCGCUGCUGGCGAUCAGGGCGGCGUCGCGGCUCUGCUCCCGGCCGGUCCCCUCUCCGCCAAUGACCAGGGACUUCGCCCGGGGAGGAAGGAGCAGCGCCCCGAUGAGCCGCUGCUGCUGCCGCCUCUGGCUCUUUGUUUUCCUCCUCAAGAAUGUGGCGCCUUUCCAAGUGACGGUGCAAGAGGACAACUGCAUAGUCAUUUCCCUUGAAGCAGCCGAUGUGAGCUCCCCGUCCUCCGUGUAUGUCGUGAAGAUUGUCGGCGAGUCCAAGAACUAUUUUUUCCAGUUUGAGGAAUUCAACAGCACUUUACCUGCCCCUGUGGUUUUCAAUGCCACCUACCAUGGCCUUUAUUACAUAGUGACUCUGAUGGUAGUGAAUGCAAACAUGGUUUCUAAGCCAGCUAGAUCAAUCAUUGUCUUAACCAAACCUCUACCUGUCACCAGUGUUUCCAUCUAUGACUAUAAACCAUCACCAGAAACUGGAGUAUUGUUUGAAAUCCAGUAUCCAGAGAAGUACAAUGUUUUCACCAGGGUGAAUAUAAGCUACUGGGAAGGAAAAGACUACCGGACAAUGCUGUACAAAGAUUUCUUCAAAGGAAAAACAGUUUUCAAUCACUGGCUGCCAGGAAUAUGUUACAGUAACAUCACAUUUCAGCUGGUGUCUGAAGCAACAUUCAACAAAAGCACACUGGUGGAAUACAGUGGAGUGAAGCAUGAACCCAAGCAACACCGAACAGUUCCCUACCCCCCUCGAAAUAUAUCUGUGAGUAUCGUGCAUAUGAACAUCAAUGAUACGUGGGAAGAACAGAGUGGAAAUUUCCCAGAAGAAUCCUUCUUGGGAACAAAGACCACUGCGGGACAGGAGAAAGUGACUCAGGCUUUGGAUGAUCUGCCUGAACACCCGACAUCAAACACUUCCUUUCCGUGGCCUGACUACCACUUUAACAGCAGUGAUUAUGAAACCACAUCUCAGCCAGAUUGGUGGAUUAAUGAACCAGACUCCCCGGAGAAUGAAGACGAGUUCGUUAAUGCAGUGCCAAAAGAUUACGAGGACAGCAGCCCUACUGUGGAGGUUGGAAAACCUACUCCUGAGCCUCCCUCAUUCUUUCCAGUGCAAAUGGUGCUGAGUUGGUUGCCUCCAAAACCACCCACAGCAUUUGAUGGCUUCCAUAUUAACAUUGAGAGAGAAGAGAACUUCACAGAAUUUCUGACAGUGGGUGAAGAUAUUCAUGAAUUUGUUGCUGAUCUGAAAGAACCAGGGAAAUAUACAUUAUCUGUUACAACGUUUAGCUCCUCCGGCUUGUGUGGUGUUCGAGAAAGCCAGUCUGCCAAAACGCUUAGUUUUUAUAUUAGUCCUACCGGAGAAUGGAUAGAAGAGCUGACAGAGAAGCCUCAGAAUGUCAUGGCGACGGUGCUGAGCGCGACCACGGCUUCGUUAUCCUGGACGACCUCACAGGAGAGCAGCAGCAGCAACAAUACAAUCGUGUCUGUUGUGUCCUUGACGUGCCAGAAACAGAAGGAAAGUCAAAGGCUUGAAAAACACUAUUGCACUGAGGUGAAUACAAGCAGCAACUUCAUUGAAAACCUGGUCCCCGGUGCUCAGUAUCAGGUUGUGAUUUACUUACGGAAAGGACCACUGGUUGGGCCUCCUUCUGAUCCUGUUACGUUUGCCAUUGUCCCCACAGGGAUAAAGGAUUUAACACUUUACCCUUUGGGGCCCACUGCUGUCGUGCUCAGCUGGAACAGGCCAUACCUCGGUGUCUUUCGGAAGUACAUUGUAGAAAUGUUUUAUUUCAACCCUUCAACGAUGACCUCGGAGUGGACAACAUACUAUGAAAUUGCAGCGACUGUCUCAUUAACGUCAUCCGUGAGAAUAGGCAACCUACUGCCUGCCUGGUAUUAUAACUUUCGAGUUACCAUGGUGACUUGGGGAGAGCCAGAACUGAGCUGUUGUGAUAGUUCCACCAUCAGCUUCAUAACAGCUCCAGUAUCCCCUGAAAUCACCUCUGUCGAAUAUUUCAAUAACCUUCUCUAUGUCAGCUGGAUCUAUGGUGAUGACAACACAGACCUUUCUCAUUCUAGAAUGCUGCACUGGAUGGUUGUUGCAGAAGGGAAGAAAAAGAUCAAAAAGAGUGUGACACGGAAUGUCAUGACCACAGUGCUCAACCUGCCCCCAGGGGACAUCUACAAUCUCUCGGUGACUGCUUGGACUGAAACCGGCAGCAACACCUCAGUUCGACAGGUUGUGAAAGUGGACCCAGCUCCUCCGAGAUCGCUCUUUGCUGUGAACAAGACUCAGACUUCUGUGACUCUCCUGUGGGUGGAAGAAGGAGUUGCGGAUUUCUUUGAAGUUUACUGCCAGCAGACUGGCUUGGGCCAGGACACAAAGAUACAGGAGCCUGUUAAUGUUUCUUCACACGUGGUGACCAUCUCCAGCCUUCUGCCUGCCACUUCCUACAACUGCAGUGUUACCAGCUUCAGCCACAACAGCCCCAGUAUACCCACCUUCAUUGCUGUCUCCACUAUGGUUACAGAGAUGAAUCCCAACGUGGUGGUGAUCUCCGUUCUAGCCAUCCUGAGCAUUCUCCUGAUCGGUCUGCUGCUUGUAACGCUUGUGGUCCUUCGGAAGAAACACCUGCAAAUGGCCAGGGAGUGUGGAGCUGGAACCUUUGUCAAUUUUGCUUCUUUGGAGAGAGAUGGAAAACUCCCAUACAACUGGCGUAGGAGUGUAUUUGCUUUCCUAACUCUGUUACCCUCCUGCCUCUGGACUGAUUAUCUCUUGGCAUUUUAUAUUAACCCUUGGAGUAAAAAUGGAUUGAAGAAGAGGAAACUGACUAACCCUGUCCAGCUGGAUGACUUUGACAGCUACAUCAAGGAUAUGGCGAAAGAUUCCGACUACAAGUUCUCUCUGCAGUUUGAGGAGCUGAAGCUUAUUGGGUUGGAUAUCCCUCACUUUGCUGCUGACCUUCCCAUGAAUCGCAGUAAAAAUCGCUACACUAAUAUCCUACCUUAUGAUUUCAGCCGUGUUCGAUUGGUUUCGAUGAAUGAAGAAGAAGGCUCCGAUUACAUUAAUGCCAACUAUAUCCCUGGUUACAACUCUCCGCAGGAGUACAUUGCAACCCAGGGGCCACUGCCAGAGACACGGAAUGACUUUUGGAAGAUGGUACUCCAGCAGAAAUCGCAAAUCAUUGUUAUGCUUACACAAUGCAAUGAGAAAAGAAGGGUAAAAUGUGAUCACUAUUGGCCUUUCACAGAAGAGCCGGUUUCAUAUGGGGACAUCACAGUGGAGAUGCUGUCUGAAGAAGAGCAACCAGAUUGGGCAUUUAGGAAUUUCAGAAUCAGCUAUGCAGAUGAGGGGCAGGAUGUGAUGCAUUUUAAUUACACAGCUUGGCCUGAUCAUGGAGUCCCUCCCACAAACGCAGCAGAAAGCAUCUUGCAGUUUGUACAGAUGGUCAGACAGCAGGCAACAAAAUGUAAAGGCCCCAUGAUCAUACACUGCAGUGCCGGCGUGGGACGGACAGGAACGUUUAUAGCACUGGAUCGGCUCUUACAGCAUAUUCGCGAUCAUGAGUUUGUAGAUAUAUUGGGGCUGGUGUCCGACAUGCGGUCUUAUAGGAUGUCCAUGGUACAAACAGAGGAACAAUACAUUUUUAUUCACCAGUGUGUGCAAUUAAUGUGGCUAAAGAAGAAGCAGCAGUUUUGCAUCAGCGACGUGAUAUACGAGAAUGUCAGCAAGUCAUAAUUCCGAGUCACAGGCGGUUAGAACAUGAAUUACAUCCAUCUCCCCCUGCUUCAGAUUUUUCUUCAUUUCUGGUUAUUUUUUGUUGUUUUUGUUGUUGUUUUUUGUUCAACACUUACUUGUUUGCCAUGGAUGGUGGCUGCAUAGCAGUACAUGGACAAAUAAAAAGAUGGUUCUUUACCUUCAGAAGCUCUGGGAAGACAUCGCCUUAAAGAACCUGCAGUGUCUUGUUUAGACUCUUUACUUUAUGGACCUUUUAAAAACAAAAAUUAGUAAUACUGGACCAAAUUUGACUCAGUGAAAUUAAUAAAAGGAACAAUGUAAUAAUGUGCAUAAGCAUACAGCACUCGAGAAGGGUUUUCUGUCUUCUUUUUAAUUACUCAUUAAUUGUAUUUAACAUGCAGGUUGGGCUUAAAGGUUACGGAAAGUGCAAUAUUCAAGGUUCUAUCCGAAUGAAGAUGAGCUUUCUCCAUGUACCUCUCACCUCUGGUGAGGUCCGAAAGAGGCAGGAAUAGGCAGGGUUAGUUUUGGAUAAUACCUCAUUAGCAUGUAGCAAGGCAUGAGAAGACUGUGGAUCUUGGGAAGAGGACACUGGGCACAUUUGUCUAUAUUUAAAUGGAACCUCCAACGUGCAGCAUCAAGCGGAGUCUUUGAUAUCUUCCAGAAAUGAACUGGCUCAAAGCUAAGUGAGAAAGCAGAAGAGACUCAGACUUUAGUUUCAGUUCCACCUUUUGAAGGAUGACCAUUCCAUUGGCCCAGAGACCGGUGGCCAACUUUUCUUCGAAUUUCAAAGCGUUCCGGAAGUUAGAAUUUCAGAGUCGAAAUGUCCAUUUGCCUGUUCGGCCAGCCUGCUGGGCAAAGAAAAUCCCCUCACACCUGGAUUUUGAGUGGAACUGUGGACGGACACCAUGUGCCAGUGGAUGAUGACCAUUCUUUGCGAUGAGCCUGGCCCAGGCUCCACUGUUGUAUCAUUUAGUUGUCCAAGCCAGUCUUUGGUGCCUAUACGUUUUCCAUUUGCUUGUUUUUGUUCAUUUCUAUGUAUUUACUCUGUGUUUAAAAACAAAACAAAAAAGGAAGCUUGUCAGUGUUGUGGGGAGGGAGGGAAAAUAAGGUGCAGUGACAGAUAAAGCUUCAUGGCAUUGAUGGGCUAGGAAAUGCAGCAAUGAGAAUUUCUUUUGGCAUGCUAAGAGCAUUUGAAUGACUCCUUUGCUCAGCAGCAAGGAUUGUGUAUCGGUCUUUACAGUACUGCAAUGCGUUUCUUCCAGAAAUGUUAGCAUAGCCUGCUAUGUUUCUUCUUUUCUUUUGUAAUUACAUGUAUCAUAUGUUGCAAUGUGGUUGCCAUCCAAGUGGGCAUUGAUGGUCUUUGGAGUGAGCUUUUGUUUUCUCUCUUUUGAGUCGACUUCCAUUUUGUUGGAAACUUCUUCAGGAAGUGAUAUUCGCUCCACAGGAAGGAAGCAAAAUGAAAGAAGUCAAGGGGAAAGUAAACAUUGUGUGUCUGUA
This is a messenger RNA of Hemicordylus capensis (graceful crag lizard), 5701 nucleotides long. RefSeq names its product protein tyrosine phosphatase receptor type O (gene PTPRO). Bases 524 to 4204 code for a protein of 1226 amino acids. Gene Ontology annotation, cellular component: plasma membrane; GABA-ergic synapse; glutamatergic synapse. Gene Ontology annotation, biological process: peptidyl-tyrosine dephosphorylation involved in inactivation of protein kinase activity; podocyte differentiation; regulation of glomerular filtration. The record is from RefSeq and is a predicted model, not a curated record. Gene Ontology annotation, molecular function: cadherin binding; Wnt-protein binding; protein tyrosine phosphatase activity. NCBI's taxonomy places the organism in Eukaryota, Metazoa, Chordata, Lepidosauria, Squamata, Cordylidae. The transcript has 27 exons.